This is a messenger RNA of Aspergillus melleus, 1761 nucleotides long. Its product is annotated as homeobox domain-containing protein. The transcript has 3 exons. Gene Ontology annotation, molecular function: DNA binding. The record is from RefSeq and is a predicted model, not a curated record. The coding region runs from base 1 to 1761 and encodes 586 amino acids. NCBI's taxonomy places the organism in Eukaryota, Fungi, Ascomycota, Eurotiomycetes, Eurotiales, Aspergillaceae. Gene Ontology annotation, biological process: regulation of DNA-templated transcription.
AUGGAGUUCUUCAAUUUCGAGGCCGCCUCGAUUGAUUCGGUCACUCAUUUUGUUGAUGCCUCAGGCGAGGCCCCCGGCGGUGGCACUGAUGGUCUUGGAAUGAAUCAGGAGUCGGCUCACAGUAAGGUCAACCGCGGUUCUGUUGAGGCAUCUGAACACAGACCGUCCGUGGCGAUAAACAUUCCGAUUUCGGAGCCUCGGGAUAUCUGUUUUCCGCAGCAUGAUCAAGUCCCCUUUCCCAGCAUAGAGAAUGAUGACCAGGAUAUCGAGUCUUCCGGACCGGGCAAGAGAAGCCGGGCACGACUGCCAAAGCAUGCAGUUCGAGUCUUGCGCAGCUGGUUGGCCAAUAAUUCAGAUGAUCCCUACCCCACGGGAGCCGACAACCUGUAUUUGAUGGAGAAGACGGGGCUGUCGAAAACGCAGAUUCGCAACUGGUUGGCAAACGCCAGAAAGCGCAAGCGCUUCCUUCACUCCGCCACGUCCUCGGACGUGCAGUCCCACGAAGCCUCCAGUGCUCGGUCGAGCGUGGACAACAGCCUCUCUUGGACACCACUGGAGCGAUGGCAAAAUUCGCCUCCGGAGGACGAACCUGCGUCGCUAUCAGACGUCUACCAAGCGUUAGUCGAUCGACCCAGCGACUACGAGAUGGGAUCGAAUCCUGCUGCAGGCUUUCCGUCCGAAGGUCAUGCGCAUCGCAAGUCCAGCAGCAUUUCGAGUUUCAGUGACCUAAGCAUGACACGCGCUGCAUCCGCCCGCAGCUCGGACUCGAAUUACUCCUCAGCCUCGGACCUCUCGCUCUCCGGCCUCUUCACCGAUCAUUUAUCUAUCAGUCCGCACCAGUCGCGCCCACGGAGCAGGAGCCGACAUCGAUAUUCGAAGCGUCGCACUUACAAGAAGAAGCCGGCCGAGGACAAGGAGAAGGGAAAGAAACAGCGGCUGUUCCGAUGCACGUUUUGCACGCAGACCUUUACCACCAAGUAUGACUGGCAGCGACACGAAAAGUCUAUUCAUUUGAACCUCGACCAGUGGGUUUGCGCUCCUCACGGGGCCACCAUGGUAGUCAAGGGAGCCACCAUCUGCGUGUUCUGCGGUCUCGUCGACCCCGAUCUCGACCACAUCGAGUCCCACGACUAUAGUAUCUGCCAAGGCAAACGAUCCCAAGACCGAAUGUUCAACCGAAAGGACCAUCUCUCGCAGCAUCUGAAGCUCACCCAUAGCACCGAGCUGCAACCGCACAUGGACGACUGGUGCGUAUCGACACAAGAGGUGCGAUCCAGAUGUGGCUUCUGCGACUCAGUAUUCACCACCUGGAAAGAACGCAACGACCACCUAGCCACCCACUUCAAAGCCGGAUGCGACAUGUUUCAAUGGCACGGCGACUGGGGAUUUGAGCCCCAUGUCCAGGACCUAGUGAAAAACGCCAUGCCGCCGUAUCUCAUCGGCGAAGAAUCCGUGACUAUUGAGCCUUGGAGACCGACCUUCCUCCCGGAGGACUCGCAACUGGCUUUCGGGCACAAUUCCUGGGCGAAUAACCACCCCGAGGCAUUUCAGCUGCUGCACGAUCACCUCGUCGAGUUUAUUAUUCGGCAGAAACUGAAUGGGUUCUUCCCGUCCGACCACAUGAUUCAGAACGAGGCCCGCAGACUGGUCUACGGGAGCGAAGAUGAUUGGGAUCAAACCUCGGCCGAUAAUCUGGUCUGGUUGAAUAUUCGAGCACUCACCCGUCUUGACACCCGUCACAUGAACCAGAUGGACUGUUAA